Molecule: messenger RNA, 1878 nt
Organism: Amphimedon queenslandica
Lineage: Eukaryota; Metazoa; Porifera; Demospongiae; Haplosclerida; Niphatidae
Exons: 3
Coding region: 253-1878 (541 amino acids)
Biological process (GO): signal transduction
Molecular function (GO): protein binding
Source: RefSeq, a predicted model, not a curated record
UGACUUUAACUCAAACACUAUGCACAUUUUACAAAGUGAAGCUGUGAUAUACUGAUUAUUUAUCUACUAAAAGUUCGGGUCUCCUGCUGAAAAGCAGGAAAUUUAGCUUCCCCCACACCUAUGCAUAAUCACACAUUAUUACUUCAUAAGGUCAGUUUAUUUGCUGUAUCGUAUUAUUCAUUUCAGUUUCCUGUUGGUAUACGCAACAAUAAAAUUACAUUCCCCGUUGGAAAAUACAUGUAAGGUCUGACAAUGGCAGAAAGAAUAAGUCCUUCUCCUACACUUCCUCUCUCUCCUCAGCUUGCUAGAGCAGUUAUGAAUGGUAAACCAGAUCUGAAAAUUGUGUGUGCUAUAGUGAGGACAAGCAGAUGGCAUCAGUUGGGCAUACAACUAGGAGUUGAUGAGGAAAUGCUGCAAGAUAUAGAGACUGACAGAUUAGAGACACAAGAUAAAAGAAGACAGAUGUUUUGUCUCUGGCUUGCCAGCCAACCAGGAGCUAGUCACAAUCAACUGGUUGAGGUACUGAGACUCAAAGUAAUAGGAGAGGACAGAAUGGCUCAGGAAUAUGAAGAAAGAGUGAAAGAGAAAACAAAAACAACAGAAGCUACUCAAAUUGGAGCUGCAGAACAAUCAUCAACUUCAACAGCAUGUGCACCUGCUUGGAGCACAAGCACAGUUAUGUCUUCAAUGGUAGAGAAAGCAUCAGGGGUACUAACACAUCAGGUGUAUCAAUUACAAGAAAAAUACGACGAGCUUCUUCAGGUGAUACAAGAUCUCUCGAAAAAUGCCAACGUUGGAAUAGUCAAGAACCAGCUAAGAAAUGUACUGCAGGAGAGGUGCUUCAAUCAGUCACAUGGAAUUAGCUUUUACAAGAAGCUGAUUGAUAAGAUUACAACCAUGGAUGAAGUAUUUGCCUUUCUCAUUGAGAAUCAUUUCAUUGGUUACUUAAAUUAUAGCCUCCUCAUAAGAUUCUCAAGAAAAGUUAUAUGUGGAGAUAGGUACAAAGAAGCACAAGACGAAGUACUAGAGUAUGAGAAGCACUAUUGUAAGUUCAUUGAAGAGCCUGCCUUUUACCAAUUAAUUGAGGUUUUCGAUGAAAACCCUCAUUUAAACCCAGGCACUGUUGUAGGACUACCAAUUGUCGUUAUUAGUCUUUCACAAAAAUGGAAAACCCGAAACAAAAAAGAUCUAAAUGAAUGGAUACCAUUUCUAAAAGAAAACAAGCACCUACUCCAAAGUAUUGGCUACAAAUGCAUACUAAUUACUUAUGCCAUUUUUCCUGUUCACCUGCUCAAAGUUAUGAGAUUCCUAAGCAAUGAAGAACACAUGAAAAGACUUAAAGUAAAUGGAAUAACAAUCGAAACUCCUUCCUAUACAAUGGAAAUAGCAGAGAGACUGAGAGAAGCAUCAACAGGAGAGUUGAUAGAGGAGGGAGAUGAAUUGCAGUGUCAGUACUUUUUAUUGCUAAAAAAAGUAAAGAGGACUGAACAAGACCAGUUGAGGAUUCAACAAGAGCAGUUGAGGGACAAAGCGUACUACAUUGUACAAAUUGCAAUAACAAAAGCAACAGAGCGUGUGAACCUUUAUAAAAUUAAAGAGUACUACGAAGAAAAGUUUAAAAAUCAAAAUGAGACAAUUUCUAUACAGAGUAAAGCCUAUGAAGAUAAAGUUCAACAGCUUUUAGAAGAAAUUGAUUCACUUAAGUCAGAAAUACAAAUGAAGGAAAGACUAGAGGAUCGUAAGAGAACUUCUGAAAGAGUACUUAGUACAGAAAUUAGAAGAAAAGUAUCAGUAAAAGUCUCAUCAAAAAAACUUGAGGAUUCUCAAAAAUCUUUUCCAAGCACAGACAGUGGCCUCAGUAUUGAUAGUGAAACAUGA